Messenger RNA from Lodderomyces pseudojiufengensis, 1755 nucleotides. It is a transcript of the gene MAL31, whose product is annotated as maltose permease. Gene Ontology annotation, molecular function: carbohydrate:proton symporter activity. Bases 1 to 1755 code for a protein of 584 amino acids. The transcript has a single exon. NCBI's taxonomy places the organism in Eukaryota, Fungi, Ascomycota, Pichiomycetes, Serinales, Debaryomycetaceae. The record is from RefSeq and is a predicted model, not a curated record. Gene Ontology annotation, cellular component: membrane. Gene Ontology annotation, biological process: transmembrane transport; carbohydrate transport.
AUGUCAGAUCAUAUAAUUCAUGAAUAUAAAGGUGAUGAGAAACUUAUUGCAACUACUUCAUUGGUAAGUGAUAUUGAUGAUAAGACGACAAUUAAGACUUCAGAUGUGGAUGUUGAUGACUAUGUUUCCAAAUUCAUAGAGCUUUCAAACUCAGCUAAAGCUGAAGAUUCAAAAGAUAAAAGCAUGCCGUUGAGAGAAGGUGUUAGAACAUUCCCCAAAGCUGUUCUUUUUUCAUUAAUUUUAAGUAGUUGUCUUAUUAUGGAAGGGUAUGAUACUAGUUUACUUGCGUCAAUGUACUCCAACGACCUGUUCAAACUUCAAUUUGGAAAUUAUUAUUCUGAUAUUGAUCAAUAUCAAGUACCUGCGAAAUGGCAAACAGCUUUUUCAAUGGGUUAUCAAACUACUCAAUUGAUUGGUUUGCUUCUUGGAGGAACUUUAGCUGAUGCUGUGGGAUAUAGAAAAACUAUUAUUCCUGUCUUGGUUAUUGAAAUUGGUUUUAUAUUUGUUCAAUUUUUUGCUGCAACUAGAGAAAUUUUAUUAUUGAGUUAUUUAUUAUGUGGUUUAGUUUAUGGAAGUCUUCAAGUUUUAGCUGUUUGUUACGCUACUGAUGUUGCUCCAUCUUGUUUAAGAUUAUAUUUGACGUCUUAUAUUAAUGUUGCUUGGGUUAUUGGACAAUUAGUUUGUAGUGUGGUUUUAAAAGGUAUACAAGAUCUUGAAUUUGCUAGGUCUUAUCGUAUAGCUUAUGCUAUUCAAUGGUUUUGGCCAAUUCCCAUUAUAAUUGGUGUUUAUUUUGCUCCUGAAUCCCCUUAUUAUUUAGUCAGAAAAGGAAGAAUAGAAGAAGCAAAACAAUCUUUAAAAAGUCUUUUAACUGAUAACAAAUAUUUACCUGAUAAAUCAUUAGUUGUUGAAAGUAUGGUUACAAAAAUUCAAUUAGUUAUUAAAGAAGAAGAUAUGACAGGAAAAGGUGCAACAUUUAAAGAAUGCUUUACCGGAACUGACUUUAGAAGAACAAGGAUUGCUGCAAUAGUUUGGAUGAUUCAAAAUGUAACAGGUGCUUCACUUAUGGGUUACUCAACUUAUUUUUAUCAACAAGCUGGUUUAGAUACUUCAAUGUCAUUUACUUUUACAAUUAUUCAAUAUGUUUUAGGAAUGUUUGGAACUUUUGGUUCAUGGGUAUUAAGUAGAAAACUUGGUCGUUAUUCAAUAUUCUUUUAUGGUUUAUGUAUAAUGCUAGUAUUGCUUUUAGUCACUGGUGGUUUAGGAUGUGCAGAUUCAAAUUCAGUUUCUUGGGGAAUUGGUUCAAUGUUACUUGUCUAUACAUUUGUUUAUGAUAUAUCAAUUGGUCCAAUAAUUUAUUGUAUAGUAGCUGAAAUUCCAUCUGCAAAAUUAAGACAAAAAACAGUUAUGAUGGCUAGAUUUUUAUAUAAUGUUGCAGGAAUUGUUGUUUCAAUAUUAUCAAGUUAUAUGUUAAAUCCAACUGCUUUUAAUUGGGGUGCAAAAUCUGCAUUUUUAUGGGCUGGUUUAACUAUAAUAUCAAUCAUAUGGGCAUUUUUUGAAGUUCCUGAGACUAAAAAUAGAACAUUUGCUGAAUUAGAUAAAUUAUUUGCUGAUAAAGUACCUGCUAGAAAAUUUAAAACUACUGAAGCUAAUACUUUUGAUGCUGGAGAAAUGAUGGAAAAAUUAGGUAGUCAAGGUAUAAAAGAUGUUGUUAAUGAAAGAGAACAUAUUGAAUAUGUUGAUGAUGAAUCUAGAUGA